This is a messenger RNA of Arachis ipaensis, 2047 nucleotides long. RefSeq lists its product as uncharacterized. The record is from RefSeq and is a predicted model, not a curated record. Lineage: Eukaryota; Viridiplantae; Streptophyta; Magnoliopsida; Fabales; Fabaceae.
AAAAUGGUGGAAAUAAUACUGGGGCUGAAACUGUUGGUGGUGGUGCAUCCGAGAAGGUCGCUAAAAAUACUCCAGGAAAUAGGAGUGACAAAGCUUGGAAGCAUGGGAUUUCUAUUGAUGGAGAUGCCAAGAAAAUAAAAUGUAAGUAUUGUGAUAAGGUUGUGACAGGAUGAGUGUAUAGGUUGAAACAUCAUUUGGCAGGAACAAAAAAAGAUGUUGAACCUUGUAUGAGUGUUUCUGAUGAGGUUAAAAAGGAGAUGUUUGAUAUUGUUGUUGGUUUGCAAAAAAUUUUAGUUAAGAAGACAAGAGACUUUGAGAAAAAGAUACAAAGUAAAGAUGAAGGAAUAGAAGAAGAAGGGGAUGCUUUAGUUGGUGAGAAAAGAAAGGGAAAAGAAAUAGAGACACUAGCAAGUCUCUUUAAGAAAAGGGGUGUGAGCACUCAAACAACAAUCAACUCUAUUUUUAAGAAGGGUCUAAGGAAAGAGGCGUGUGAUGAAAUUGCUUCAUUCAUCUACAAUAAUUCUAUUCCCUUUAAUAUUGCAAGAUCUGAAGAAUAUCAUAGCAUGUUUGAGAAGGUUGCCCGCUAUGGAUUAGGAUUCAAGCCACCCUCUUGUGAUGAGUUAAGAGGAAAAUUAUUGAAGAAGAAGGUAGAGUCAACCAAAUUAACAUUAGAAGACCAUAAAGUUGAAUGGAAGAAAAGUGGAUGCACUAUUAUGACAGAUGGUUGGAUGGAUAAAAGAAGGAGAACUAUUCUCAACUUCCUUGUGAAUAGUCCUAAGGGAACUGUUUUCUUGAAAUCGAUUAAUGCUUCUGAUAUAUGCAAAACAGCUGAAAAGGUAUUCAAGAUGAUUGAUGAAGUUGUAGAGGAAGUGGGAGAAGAGAAUGUGGUUCAAGUUGUAACUGAUAAUGCAGCUAACUACAAAAAGGCAGGACAAAUGUUGAUGGAAAAGAGAAAGAAUCUUUAUUGGACGCCUUGUGCCGCUCAUUGCAUUGAUUUGAUGCUUGAAGAUUUUGAGAAGAAGCUAGCUCUUCACAAAGACACCAUUGCCAAAGGAAGAAGACUUACCACUUACAUAUAUUCUAGGACUUCUCUAAUUUCCCUUUUGCAACAACACACCAAAGGAAGAGAUUUGGUGAGACCAGGUAUGACAAGAUUUGCUACUUCCUACCUUACUUUGGAUAGUCUUAAUGAGAAAAAGAAUCCAAUAAUUAGAAUGUUCAUCUCGGAUGAGUGGAAGGCAAGCAAGUGUUCAAAGACAAGGGAUGGAAAAAAUAUUGAAAAUAUUGUUUUGGAUAAAACAUUUUGGAAAAACAUUAUCCAUUGCUUGAGAGGUGCUUAUCCUCUUCUUCACGUGCUCCGUAUAGUGGAUUCAAAGGAAAAACCAGCUAUGGGAUACAUGUAUUCUGAAAUUGAUUGUGCAAAAGAAAAGAUUAAAGAUGCUUUUCAAAGUGUUGAAGCAAGGUGAUAAAACUAGUAAUAAGUAAACAUUUUUCUUUCAGUAUUACCAUUUAAUUAUUUACUAAUUAGGUAAUUGUCUAAUUCAUUAUUUCAAUGUUCUUUUUAGUUAUAAGCCUUUGUGGGAUAUUAUUGAUGCAAGAUGGGACAAGCAACUCUUUAAGCCUUUGCAUGCUGCAGGCUAUUAUUUGAAUCCACAAAUUCAUUAUAGUCCUAAUUUUAAGGUUGAGUAUGAUGUUAAGAAAGGACUUUAUGAUUGUUUGGAUAUACUUGUGGGAGAUCCUGCACUCAUUACAAUUAUUGAUAGUCAACUUGAAGAUUUCAAGGGUAAGGCUAAAUUUUUUGGUAGAGAUGUAGCCAAGAAUGCUCUCAAAACCAAAACACCUUCACAAUGGUGGGAUUCUUAUGGGGAUGAACAUCCAGAACUUCAAAAAUUUGCUAUCCAUGUCUUGAGCUUGACUUGUAGUUCAUCGGGAUGUGAGCGCAAUUGGAGUGCUUUUGAGAUGGUAAACUUUUAAUUUGAUACUAGUUUAGGGAUUUAUUUUCUAAAUUAUAGAAUUAGUUAAUUAUUCAAUUCUAUUACUUUCUAAU